Messenger RNA from Schizosaccharomyces cryophilus OY26, 1137 nucleotides. RefSeq names its product membrane protein complex assembly protein. The record is from RefSeq and is a predicted model, not a curated record. The coding region runs from base 673 to 894 and encodes 73 amino acids. The transcript has 3 exons. Lineage: Eukaryota; Fungi; Ascomycota; Schizosaccharomycetes; Schizosaccharomycetales; Schizosaccharomycetaceae.
CCUUAAGCGCUGAUCAUUGUGGGGUACUCCACAAUAUGACGCCUUGCGUUGAUUUGAUUGAAAUAAUAAGAGUUGCCAAGGAAAAUGCACACUAAUGCGAUAACAUAAGUAUAAAAGAAAGAGAAAUGGAUAGAAAAAAGAAAAACAAACGUCCUCUUGCAAUACUCUUCACAACUGGUUGAUCAAACCAAAUAUAUCAUAUUAUAGAGGAUAUUAUACUUUCCCAAUAAAAAUGGACAGGCAUAGGCAGUAUUCGAGGUAAACCCCAUUUUUUGAUAUCCUAAUUGUUACUUUUUUUAUUUUUGGGAUUUUUUUUCUUUUGAUUCAUCAACAGUGGACUUAAACGUGAAAGAAAGGCCUCGCUGGCGAAAUCACAUAAAAUUAUAUAUGAAUGGAUAGCAUCGUCGGUCAAUCUUGUGAAAUGUACGACGAGUUCUAUCAGUCUUAUUGCUUAUUUUAGUCUUUUUCUGGUUCAACAAGCAUAAAAACCGUUCGUGAAAAUAAAAUCCACCUUACGAAACACUCAAAUAGUGAAACGUAAAGAUGCCAUCCAUCUUACUGUAGCUACAUCAACGCGUAUAUAUUGGAAAAGAUUCAUUGACCGAAUUAACAUUAAGGAUUGGAACAGUUGUAAACGAAGCAAACAAACACAUUUUUAAGCUGCUACCGAAAAUGAACAGAAUCGUCAAAAGUCUUUUGUAUGGCGUUGGAAUCGUUGGUUUUGGUUAUGCUACAAUGAAAAUCACUACUCCUUCUCCUCAGCAUGUGAUCGAUUCUUUGUCGCCAGAGCUUCGAGCUGACUAUGAGAAAAGAAAAAAAGACUCAAGGCCGGCCGAAGGUGUGCUUCAUAUGAUUGAGGAAGCCCGACGCAACCCAAAAGAUAUUUCCAAAUAGUUCAUAAGAUUUUUGAUCAGUUCGCCUUAUAUCUCAUCUCAUUAGUCGGAGUGCUUCCCUCAUAAGUCAUCUAUGAAAUUCAUAAUCGGUCUACUUCAACUAAAGGCUCCAAAGAACAAGUCGUAUUCUGAAAAAUCUAUGUAUUUGUAACAUGCGAUUAGUUUUUAUUAAUACAACUUUUAAAACGAAAACGUCUAAUACCUAAACCAAUUAAUGAUAUUAAGGACGUAGCUUCUCCUGUUC